This is a messenger RNA of Bursaphelenchus xylophilus (pine wood nematode), 1698 nucleotides long. NCBI's taxonomy places the organism in Eukaryota, Metazoa, Nematoda, Chromadorea, Rhabditida, Aphelenchoididae. The record is from the annotation of a GenBank genome assembly.
AUGAGAAUACUCCCGUUUCUUCAAACUCUCAUAUUUCUGAGGGCGGUAUCAGCAGAUGUAAUCAGCCUCGGAGUUGGAACGGCGGUCGCUGGGGCAAUGGGAUACGGGAUCUAUUCCUUCAAUUAUAUCAAAUGCAAAUAUUUUGAAUGCUGUGAAGCCCCUUGGAUUCAUGAGAGGAUAACUCAAAGUAAGGAUGAAGAAGUAUUAAGAGGUUUUUGCAGGACUUCAGAGGGAGAUGACUAGUUCAUUGUAUGGACAGCAUAUCGCCAUUGACAGUGUUAUGAAGGCAGUGAAUGCACACCUUGGUAACCGGUAGGUUUCUUAUGUCAGCAUUGGCCAUUUUCAAGAAACCCAAAGAAGGCGUUGGCUAUGAGUUUUCAUGGGCCGACCGGGACCGGCAAGAACUUUGUGGCCGGGAUGAUUAGGAAUGCCAUGUUCAAGAAAGCGGAGAAGUCUGCAUUUGCCCACGUCUUCGUUUCAACUCAUCACUUUUCUGACCCACAAGAAGUUGGGCGAUACCAGGUAAAAAGAAGGUUUCUCUGUGUAUUUAUAAAUGCAAUAAUUUAUAACUGUAGAAUCAGCUAAGAAACUGGAUUGUGGGGAAUCUGACCAAUUGUGAGCGACAACUCUUCGUCUUUGACGAGAUCGACAAAAUGCCUGAUGGAGUUCUUGACGCUGUAAGGCCAUUUAUGGAUCAUUACGAAUCAAUUGGCUCUGUGGACCCCAGGAAGAGUAUCUACGUCUUCUUAAGUAAUGCCGGAGCGACAUCCAUUAUAAAGAAGACAUUUGACCAUCAUAGGGCGGGUCUGUUAAGAGGAGCUCUGGCUUUGAAUGACUUUGAUGACAUCCUAAGAAACUCUGCUUUCAAUGAAAGUAAGUCAGUUGUGUUAUUAGGUUUAGGCGGAGUCAUACUUUAAAAAAAAAAAAAAAGGCGACGGCCGCUCUAUCAUCGCGCCAUAAAGUCCUGAGACAUUUGUCGCGCGAGAAAAGUGGAGUGCCGUAAAAAGUAAAUUAAUGCGUAAACCUGGUAAUUAAUAGUAGAAUCCAAUAUUGAAUAAGGUUAGUGUAACACUCUUUUGUUUUAUCAAAACCGUGAGCAGAAAAAACGGCGAAGUCGUAUAUUUUAGACCGAAUACAUGGUAUAACAAAAAAUUUCAGAAGAAAGCGGGUUGAAGAACAAUGAGAUGAUUACCAGACACCUAAUUGAUUGGUUCAUCCCAUUCUUGCCAUUAGAACGGAAUCAUGUUGAAUCUUGCGUCCGAGAUUACAUGCAUCAUCGACUGCUGUCCGUCACUGACGAAAGGGUUGAUAAAAUUGUGGAUCUAUUGACUGUAAGUGAACCUUCUACAGGGUGUUUCAAGAAAACUGCAGAAAGUUUUUGCGAAUACCUUUGUGCUCUUUGAAGCUAUCCAAGAAGUUUAAACUGGCUUUAAAAUAUUGAAUGAUAUUCUAAAAUCGCCCAACUUCGAAUUUUAAAGCCAGUUUAAACUCAUGGCUUCCAAGAGCACAAAGGUAUUCACAAAAACUUUCUGCAGUAUUUCUUGAAACACCCUGUAUAUCUCUGAUAUCAUCCAGUAUCAUCCUGCCUCUGACCCCAUCUACUCGAGCUCUGGAUGUCGCCAAGUUUCCGCAAAGGUGGAUCAUAUUUAUGGACAUGAGUCGAAUCCUUUCCACUCUCAAUUAGACGAUGAAUUAUAA